AGCCACUCUAACCGAUCGGUGAGGGGUUUUGUGGGUCAUGGAGGAGGAAGGUAAAUAAAAGAGCGGCGCUAAUAACACACAGCAGCUGGUUUCAGACGGUUACCGGGAGGUUUGUCACUGCGGCGGCUUCUGUUUGUGAUACGGGCGGAGAGGACACACCGGAGAGGAGGGACUGUCGGCCGGGCUUCAGCAGCAGCUGUCUGCGCUCUCAGGUGGUCUGAUUGGGUUUGCCUCAACCUUGUGUUGCCAUGGCGAUGCGGGAGUUGGUGGAGGCAGAAUGUGGGGGAGCCAAUCCCCUCAUGAAGUUGACCGGCCACAUGACCAAGGAAGGGGGGGCAUGGCGACACCGCUCAACACCUACAAUUCCCCCCGCUCCCAUUGAAAUUGCAACUGAAGAAGAGCUGGUGAAUGAGUUCCUUCAGGCUCCCCCUCGUCCCCCACACACAUUUGACAUGGGUCAGCUGUUGGAGGAAAUGCAGCAGAUUGACCAGCAGAGCUACAGACAAGCUCCACAGAGAGCUCCAGAUGUGGCAGCGUUGGCCCUCUCUGGAGACUGGACGGCCGAGUUUCUCUCAGGUCCUGAUGCUGCCUCCACACCGGGACUCAUUGCUCUUGGUGAUGCAGCAGAUGCUGAUUGGACGAAAGAAUUUAUCGCUGAGGCUGCAGAUCCUGGACGCUGGGCAGAGGAGUAUCUGGAGCAGUCGGAGGAGAAGUUGUGGCUUGGAGACCUGGGAGACAAGGAGAAUGAAUGGACGAAGGAGUAUCAGCCAGGGGAGGAGCUGAGACAAACAGCCAAUGAGCUCGUUUCAAAGGUGGACGACCCCAAGUUACAAAACACUGAGUUCCUGCGAUUCAUUAGGCAGAUUGGCGAGGGCAGUGUGACAGUGGAGAGCAGAACAGACAAACAGCUCACAGAUAAAGCUCAGGCCGCGGAGGCUCAGAACUGGGCCUCCAACCUCAACCAGGUGUCAGAGGACUCAGCUGAAGCCUGGGUAGAUGAGUUCGCCACAUCAGGACCAGAUUUCCAGCAAGCUAAGGCAGCAGUGGAGAGUGAUGUGGAUUUCUGGGAGAAGCUGCAGCAGGAGUGGGAGGAGAUGGCGAAGAGGGACGCAGAGAGCCACCCCUGGCUGUCUGACUUCGAUCAGCUACUCAGCACUUCUUAUGACAAGGGGUAUCAGUUUGAAGACGACAACCCAUACUUAUCCCACCCGGACCCUUUGUCAGAAGGCGUGAAGAGGAUGGAGGCAGGAGACAUCCCCGGUGCUGUGCGCUUCUUUGAAAGUGCUGUUCAGAGAGAACCAGACAACCAGCUGGCUUGGCAAUAUCUGGGAACCUGUCAGGCAGAGAACGAGCAAGAGUUUGCUGCCAUCAGCGCCCUCCGCAGAUGUAUAGAGCUGAAGAACGACAACCUGACUGCUCUGAUGGCGCUGGCCGUCAGUUUCACCAACGAAUCGCUGCACAGGCAGGCCUGUGAAACUCUUCGCGACUGGCUAAAGCACAAUCCAAAAUACCGCUCUGUGUGGGAGCAGAAUGAAGGUGAACGCCAAAAGGAUGGUGCCAGAGAAAGGGAGAAGGAGAGGGAGAGGUUCGGGUCUCUGCUUCCAGAGUCUUUGUUUACUGAGGUCCAGUCCCUGUACCUGCAGGCAGCAAACUCCGACCCCGCCCAGGUGGACCCCCAGCUGCAGUGUGGUCUGGGAGUUCUCUUCAACCUCAGCGGAGAGUACGACAAGGCGGUGGACUGUUUUAGUGCUGCUCUGUCUGUCACACCACAGGACUACCUGCUGUGGAACAAGUUGGGCGCCACACUCGCCAACGGAAGCCGCUCAGAGGAGGCCGUGGCCGCCUACAGGAGAGCUCUGGAGCUGCAGCCCGGUUUUGUCCGCAGUCGCUACAACUUGGGAAUCAGCUGUGUCAACUUAGGAGCACACAGAGAGGCAGUGGAGCAUUUCCUCGAAGCUCUGUCUCUACAGCGCCAGGCCGCCGGGGACGGAGCGAGAGCUGCGAGGGGGCCCGGAGGCGCUGCAGCCACCAUGAUGUCGGACAACAUCUGGUCCACCCUGCGUAUGGCUCUCAGCAUGAUGGGAGAGAGCCCUCUGUACGCCGCCGCCGACCGCCGGGACUUGGACACGUUGCUGGCUCACUUCUGCCAGAGAGAGGUGGAGGGCGGGACUGAAUGAAGGCCAGCCGGGGGAGGACGUGUUGAGUGUGAGUGUUUUUUGCUGGGAGGUGAAUGUUUGGGGGACUGAAUGAAGCGGAGAGGAAUCGGAGCAGUAACGGUUACAGAGAAUCCGAGGAGGACACUGUGAAUUAUCCACCAUCCUACAGAGAUCAUCGUGAGGUCAUGUGCGUUUGAAUGACUUCUAUCAGUUAUGGCAGUAUUAGUCUCUACCGGACAAAAGCGGCCGGCAGCAACACAGUCCCAGUACUGUAUUUUACAUGUUUGACAGUCCUCACAUUUCCUCUGUUGAUCUAGAGAUCAUUGAUAAUGUCACUGUUGUUGUUGAUUUAAAAUGUGUUCUCGAUGAAGAAAGUAAAAGAUGAUGAAUGCGAGGUUGACGGUUUACCACGACGCUCAGUGCUCUCACAGUCUUUCCUCACAGCAGGUUGUUGGCUGAGCUGUAUACUCACAAUGGUUAUGUAGAUUAAAGGUACAAUAUCCCGUGACAUUGAAAGAGUACUGCUUUUUAUCAAAAGUGCUCUCAAGAGAUGGAUAAGGCCGGUCCAGAGUACAAACAGUAAUCAGAAGUGCUACAGCAGCUAGUUUUCCUUUUUUUUUUAUAUAUUUACUUUAUUUAAUUUUUUAGUUAUCAAUUAUCAGCCAGGAUGAUGAACUGACAACCAGCGGGACUGUUACUGUUAUGAUUAAGUGCGUGCAUGUGUACAGUACGUGUGAGUGUGUGUGUGUGUGUUUUGGGUCAGGUGGGGGAAUUAAUCGUGAGGAUAAGAUCAUAUAAUUGUAAUAUCAUUGAAAAUGAUUUCUCUGGGCUCCUCCCUUCUCUUGCUCUUUUUCAUAUUGCUCUUGUAAAACAAUUUGCUUCGUUGUAAAAUAAUGCUAUAUGCCAUAUUGUGUAUUGUAACAUAAUUGUUGCACUAUAAUUGUGUUCAGGCUAGUUGUAUCCUGACUGCAAUGUUUAAUAUUAUAUUCAGCAAUAAAGCUUUGAUUCCAAA
This is a messenger RNA of Plectropomus leopardus (leopard coralgrouper), 3168 nucleotides long. RefSeq names its product peroxisomal biogenesis factor 5 (gene pex5). The record is from RefSeq and is a predicted model, not a curated record. Gene Ontology annotation, biological process: protein import into peroxisome matrix, docking. Gene Ontology annotation, cellular component: peroxisomal membrane; cytosol. Lineage: Eukaryota; Metazoa; Chordata; Actinopteri; Perciformes; Serranidae. Gene Ontology annotation, molecular function: protein binding.